CAGCUCCCCUCUCCACACAGUGUCUUCUUCUUGCAGCCCUAGCCUCCGGAACUGUGGGGAAGCCAAAUCUCUGUCCUUUAAGAAAUUACCUGGUCCCAGAUAUUCUUUUAUAACAACGAAAGAGCAACUAAGACGGGCAGUUUCUCUUGUUUCCCUAAAGGACCCUGAAGGAUCAGAAGUUGACACAGUACAAGGAAGCAAUCGUACUGGAAUCGUCUCUUUUCCUGACUUCAAGAUUCCUUCUAAUCCUAAAUAUGGCAGAUGGAUGAUUAAGGCUAAAUAUAGAGAAAAUGCUUCAACAAAUGGAACUACAUUCAUUGACAUUAAAGAACACGAUAAAGUUUACAAAAUAACUCUCAUGCCAAUAAGUGAUCUGCAACACAAAGUAGAAAAUCAAGAUGAAGCACAAGGUGUGAUUCUCCAGCCAGCAAAAUACCUGGAACAAAAAAUAAAUGAACAAGCUUCUACAUACAAACACCCAGUGCUAAAGAAGUGUUGCUAUGACGGAGCCAUGUAUAAUUACCAUGAAACCUGUGAGCAACGAGCUGCCCGUGUGAAAAUAGGCCCACGCUGCAUCAGUGCCUUCACCCACUGCUGCGCCAUGGCAGACCAGAUCAGAAAGGACUCCUCCUUUAAACGUAUCGCCUUGGCGAUCCCCCAAGAUUUUCAAGCUUAAUCUGUCUCCAUACUGGAAUAUGCUCAACAUUACUUCCUGCAAGAUAAAGUAGUUGAAGAUUACACAUAGUUCCUGUGCCUUCACUUUUGCUGGAAACUAAUGAACAAAACCAAACUUCAUUCAUACAGCAUUGAAAUCCUUCCAUUGUAACUUUACAGUGAGGAGCCUUGGCAGCAUGGAAGCAUUUACCAGUCUGUCUCACAAGUGAGACCAAGUCAAUAAAACAUAUCACCAGAACAGCUUAGUAAUCCUUCCCUCCUUACUAUCAGGUAUUGAGGUGUGCUGACCCAAAAGAGGGUGCUCACAGCACAGUCCUGCCACAAAAAAUGCCGACAUGCUGCCCAGGGAGAGCUGAAGACUCAACAGCACAUGCUGCUGUGUGCCACCGAGCUGCCCAGAUGCCCACAUGUCCAUAACUCUACAUUAAAUCAUCACGAAUGAUCAGUUGUGCCAGCAGAACAUGGGAGCCUCUAAAAUGAUACUGUGCUUAUAAAUAUGUAUCAUAAUCAGAAUAUUUAAUCAAUAAAAUACUAUUACCCAUGUUGA
Messenger RNA from Peromyscus californicus insignis, 1222 nucleotides. RefSeq names its product complement C5a anaphylatoxin-like. Gene Ontology annotation, cellular component: extracellular region. Gene Ontology annotation, biological process: complement activation; inflammatory response. The transcript is spliced from 6 exons. The coding region runs from base 266 to 676 and encodes 136 amino acids. The record is from RefSeq and is a predicted model, not a curated record. NCBI's taxonomy places the organism in Eukaryota, Metazoa, Chordata, Mammalia, Rodentia, Cricetidae.